Messenger RNA from Hippocampus zosterae (dwarf seahorse), 2245 nucleotides. It is a transcript of the gene il6r, whose product is annotated as interleukin 6 receptor. The record is from RefSeq and is a predicted model, not a curated record. Gene Ontology annotation, molecular function: cytokine receptor activity; protein binding. NCBI's taxonomy places the organism in Eukaryota, Metazoa, Chordata, Actinopteri, Syngnathiformes, Syngnathidae. The transcript is spliced from 10 exons. Gene Ontology annotation, biological process: cytokine-mediated signaling pathway. The coding region runs from base 144 to 1781 and encodes 545 amino acids. Gene Ontology annotation, cellular component: external side of plasma membrane; membrane.
CACAAUAACGUGUCUCAGAGGAAGUUUGUACACUCACGAUACAAAUUGGACUUCCAGUGCAAAGACAGCCAGUUGGGUCCACAAGCACGACUUUUUUUUUUUUCUGGAGACGAUGUGAACAUUUUGGAUUUUCGGCAUUGAAGAUGUGCCGUUUUCACUCCCUGCUGUGGAUUCUAUGCGCCGCGCCGGUAGGCAGCAUUUUCCGGGGGGCUUGUCCGAAAAAAGAGGCUCCUCCUGGAGUGUUGGUGGUGUCCCCCGGAAGCCGAUUACUUCUGUCCUGUGAUGGCGACGUGAGGGUGGAUGGAGCAAAAGUCAACGCGGACGCGUCUCCUGAGACGCACACCAGCAACGGAGAUUUCAGAAAAAAGGAUUUGAACGCAACGAAGGAAAGAAUUCACCAGCGUGGUGGACAAACAUCGUUAUCGUUAUCAUCAUCCUUUCCCGCACAUCAAGUGGUCCGGGCGACCGUGACACCUCUGGAGGGCGGAAACGCAAACGGGGGGACGAGGGUCGUCAAAGGGAAGUCCAAAUGGAAGUGGAACGGGAAGACGGUGGGGAGAGGACACUGGGAGUCGGACGGCUUCGCGUUGGGAAGAAGUGGGACGCAGCUGUCCGUGACUUCGGUGCGGCUGAGGGAUUCUGGGAAUUACACGUGUCAGUACAGAGGUCGAGUGAUGUUCUCCUUGAAGGUCAUUGUGGCAGAUCCUCCAGAAGUUCCCAAACUGUCCUGUUCCAAAAAGUCACCCAGCAGUAAGAUCCGCUGUGAUUGGACGCCUCGGAAGCCAUUGCCGUUACAUCCAAACUGCUCUCUCUUCAUCAAUAAAAGGCCCAGUGACAGAUUCCAGCGUGUUCAGUGCUCCUUCUCCUCCCAGCGGUCCCGCUGCUGGUGCGUUCUGGAGCACGACGACGACGAGCUCAGGACACGUCACAUGGCCUACUUGUGUGUCACGAAUAUGGCGGGAAACACCACCAGUGCUAUUUUGUCCUUUAGUCCUUUGGACAUUUUGAAGCCUGACCCUCCGUCAGCUGUGUCAGUCCAACAGGAAGUGGGACACCAAACCAGGAUGAGAGUGAACUGGACUUUCCCUUCGUCCUGGAAGUCGCAAGAUAGCUAUUAUGAGCUUAAGUAUGAAAUCAAAUACCAGCCCGUCGACUCGUCGCCCUCGAGUGUGCAGCUGAAGCCAAUCAAGGGCCGCCGCUCGUUCACGAUCACCGACGCGAUUCCAGGCGUGGAGUACACGAUCCAACUCAGAACUCGGGACGAAUUCGAUGGACUCUGGAGUGGCUGGAGCGCACCCGUCUAUGGAAGCAGCUGGAUUGACUCCAGGACAGAAGAGCCAAUUGCAUUGCUGACUGAAGAACUGAUGAACAUCACGUUUCCCGAGUAUGAAGGUUCCGGCACGGAUGAUCCAUCUGAAGCACAUCCCGAAGCCAGCGUCAGACCCAAAAUAGUGUCGCAUCACCUCGCGUGGAUCUCCUGUUUGUUUGCCAUCCUCGCCAUGAUUUUGUCCGCCUACUUGUUCAGACACAAAGAAAAAUUAUUUGCCAAAGUGCACAGUCUGAGUUUCAGAAGCCAAAACAAAGGACCCGCCCAGCCCAAACCGGCUGCCCCAAUAGCGCCAGAAAGUCGAGCUUUGGUGACCUUGAGCCCCCCGUGUCCAAAGGAAGAGCCGCCCGUGGCCGAAGAGGAAGACGAGGGGGUCGAAAAUGAUGCAGAGACGGCAAGGACCGAAGCAAUUCACUUCAACAAUACAACCUAUUUCUUCACCCAGAGCGAGUGAUAACAGAAAAUGAACUCUGAAUGUUUAUAACAACACCAGCAAAAGCUUGUACAGUAUAUGAGGUGUAACAAUUUAGAAGGAAGACUGUUGGCCAUGAAUCCAAUUGCUAUUCUGUUGUAAUAUUUAUUGUUUAUUCCUUUUACUCUGUGCUACUUUUGCAAGCUUUUUACGUAACACACACACACACCGCACACAAAAAAACAUAGGGAAGGAAAAAUUAAUGAUUCGAUCUUUUUCGGCCUUUUUACUUUAUAUAGUGUCAAGCAUACAGCCUUUAAGCUACCGUGUAUUUAAUAUACACCGCCAUAUUGUAUCGUUAAUCGAUGGAAUUUGUACCAAAUGCUCUGUGUAUAGUUCAAUCAGUACGUGUCUGUCAAAUAUUUUUUUUCUAAAGUUUGUAAAAUAUCAGAUUCAUGGAAUUUAUGCACUGUGAAAAUGUAAAUAUAAAGAUUUAUCUAUAUUAA